Phaedon cochleariae (mustard beetle) is the source of this 2331-nucleotide messenger RNA. The record is from the annotation of a GenBank genome assembly. NCBI's taxonomy places the organism in Eukaryota, Metazoa, Arthropoda, Insecta, Coleoptera, Chrysomelidae.
AUGGUAAUAAGGUUUUGAUAUUGAUAUCACAAUCUUGAAUCGAUUCAAAAACAAAAAUGGGCUUGUUAAGAUAAUAUAAUAUCGAACAAAAAAAUCCAUAUAAAAUAUAUUGUGCAAGCGAUUUCUUCACACUACUCCACUAUGAAUUUUAUUUUGAAGCUUGUGGUACUGGUGUCCAUAGCCAGUUACAGUUUUGCAGAUGAAUAUGUUCUCAAUAGAAAAAGGUUUCCUCCAAAUUUCAUGUUUGGUGUCGCAACAGCUGCAUUUCAGAUCGAAGGUGCCUGGGAUGAAGAUGGCAAAUUGCCAAGCAAUUGGGACAAUUACACUCAUGCUGAUCCUGAUUCUAUAGCUGAUGGGAGCAAUGCAGACGUUGCAUGUGAUUCCUAUCACAAAUACAAAGAAGACCUAGCCAGUUACACCACAAUGAUUUCCAUUUUGAAAUUUGCGGUACUGGCGUCCAUAGCCAGUUACAGUUUUGCAGAUGAUUAUGUUCUCAACAGAAAAAGGUUUCCUUCAAAUUUCAUGUUUGGUGUCGCAACAUCUGCAUUUCAGAUAGAGGGUGCCUGGAAUGAAGAUGGCAAAUCAGCAAGCACCUGGGACAAUUACACUCAUGCUGUACCUGCUUACAUAGAGGAUGGGACCAAUGCAGACGUUGCUUGUGAUUCAUAUCACAAAUACAAAGAAGACGUAGCUAUAUUGAAAGAAAUCGGCGUGAGCCAUUACAGAUUCUCUCUGGCUUGGAGCAGAAUUCUCCCGACCGGAUUCCCGGACCAAAUCAACCAGGCUGGCGUCACCUACUACAAGAAUCUCCUUCGAGGACUGAGAGCCAACGACAUCGAGCCUGUCGUCACCAUCUUCCACUGGGAACUGCCUAUGGCCCUACAAGAAUACAACGGUCUGCUGAACGAGUCCUUCAUCGACUGGUACGCCGACUACGCCACCGUAUGCUUCGAACUCUUUGGCGAUGACGUCAAGUUUUGGUCCACAUUCAACGAGCCCAAACAAUCCUGCAGCGGAGGCUAUGGAUACGGCUACUUCGUGCCAAACAUCCAUUCCGAAGGGUUGUUGGAGUACGUGAGUGCACACAACUUGUUGCGAGCCCAUGCUAAGGCCUAUAGAAUAUACGAGGAGAGGUUCAAAGCAGCACAGGGUGGGAAAGUAGGUAUUGUGUUGGAUAGCUCUUCAUAUAUACCAGGAUCUGACAGGCCUGAGGACAUCACAGCAACAGAAACUAAUUACCAAUUUGAACUGGGUUGGUUCGCCAACCCCGUCUUCAACGGAGACUACCCUGAAAUCAUGAAAUCCCGCAUCGCAGCUCGCAGCCGCGCAGAGGGCAGAGAAACUUCCCGUCUGCCCGAGUUCACCGAGGCUGAAAAGAUCGCCCUCAAGGGUUCUGCUGACUAUUUCGGCCUCAACACCUACUCGACCGCCUUGGUGGUGGCUAUCGAAGAUCCGCCCAUCAGCAAUCCGCCCAGCAGGUACCAGGAUAUGGGCAUCUCGAAUUACCAACCCGACGAGUGGGGGAAUAGUUCGAUGUCCGGGUUCAAGGUUGCCCCUUGGGGUGUAAGACCCCUGUUGAAUUGGGUAAACGAUCACUACAAUCAACCAGACAUCAUAAUUACUGAGAACGGUACACCUGACAUGACCGGUACCUUGCAGGAUGAAUAUAGAGCUUCCUUUAUCCAGUCGUAUCUGAGUUACAUCAGGGAUACAAUGGAGCAAGAUGGAGUGAAUGUAAUCGGUUAUACUGUGUGGAGUAUAAUGGACAAUUUCGAAUGGACUCAUGGAUACAGUCAAAAGUUUGGUCUCUACAAUGUGGACUUCAAUAGCCCAAACAGAACAAGAACGCCAAAGCUGUCUGCUCAGUAUUACAAGAAAGUUUGUCAAACAAAAUGCCUUAUAGUUGAUGAAAAUGGUUGUACGGAUUAGUGGUAAUGAGAAUUAUUCUAACUGAAUUCGGCGUUUUUUUUUUCUUCCUUCAAUUCAUAUGAUUUGAUCCUUUCAAGCUACCUCCAGUGUUUUGCAAACUCAGACAGGUUAGGUAAGGUAAUCAGAUAACUGAACUUUCUCACCACACUGUAUUUAUUCCAAUUAAAUGUCAGUAGAAAGCAAAUGAAAAGCUGAGGUAGGGACAUGAAAACCACUUUGGCUAAUAAUGAAUAGUUCCGACACAACAUUUUUCUGAAGUUGAAAAAAAUCUCAAUUUUUCACACCCUAUAUCUCUGUAAUCAUUUCAGCUAGACACCCCAAGUGUGAAAGAUCGAUGAAAUCAGUUCUUCAGAGAGAAUCUGAAAAUGCAACAAAAUAUAUGGUGUCUUUAAGAAUUCAUAA